Molecule: messenger RNA, 1516 nt
Organism: Pistacia vera
Lineage: Eukaryota; Viridiplantae; Streptophyta; Magnoliopsida; Sapindales; Anacardiaceae
Product: WAT1-related protein At5g07050-like
Exons: 8
Coding region: 172-1284 (370 amino acids)
Cellular component (GO): plasma membrane
Molecular function (GO): transmembrane transporter activity
Source: RefSeq, a predicted model, not a curated record
ACUCUCUAAGGAUCGAUUUGGUUUUUAUACAUGGCAUGCAUUGCUGGAUUCAGAAUAAAGAAGCUAUUACAAGCACAGUACUGCAGGCAAUAAACCACCGCUUGUUCAAGUUGCACUAUUUGGGAUACUUCUGCCAUUAGAUUAAACUUGUGAAGAAGUAAAGAGGAGGCUAUGGCACUUAAAGCAAGUUCCCUCUCGGACAUUUACAUGAGGUUCAAGCCACACCUCCUUAUGGUUAUUUCUCAGAUUGGCUACACUUUUCUGUAUUUUAUCACAGAAGCUUCUUUCAAUCAUGGCAUGAAUCCUCAUGUCUAUAUUACCUACCGGCAUAUCGUCGCAGGCAUUGUCAUGUUCCCUUUUGCCUAUUUCCUUGAAAGAAAAACAAUUCCAAAGCUGACAAUACCUCUUUUUGUGGAGAUAUUUAUUCUCUCACUCCUCGGGGUCGGUUUGACUUUAAACAUGUACUUUGCAAGCUUGAGGUACACCUCUCCAACAUUUGUUGCAUCAGUGAUCAACACUGCAGCUUCCCUAACCUUUGUAACUGCGAUUUUACUCAGGUUAGAGACACUUGAUCUUCGAAAUUCUAGAGGUAUUGCAAAACUUCUAGGAACAAUGAUCUCCUUGGCCGGUGUAAUGAUCAUGACAAUAUACAAGGGCCCUAUCAUGAGAAAUCUAUGGCAUUCUCAUCACAUCCAUAUUGAAGGAAACACUGCUAUCCAUGAGCACUGGUUGAAGGGCUCAAUUCUUACUAUUGCAAGCUGUGUAACUUGGUCUCUUUGGUACAUUAUGCAGGCAUUCACAUUGAAGCGAUAUCCCGCUCAACUAUCACUGACAACAUGGAUGUGCUUUCUUGGGGCAUCACAAUCAGCAUUCUUCACAGUCAUCAUCCAACACAAACCAGCUGCUUGGAGGAUUGGAUUCAAUAUCGACUUCUGGUCCACCAUUUAUGGUGGAGUGGUGGCGUCUGGUUUAAUCAUUUUCCUUCAACUAUGGUGCACAGAAGAAAGAGGGCCAGUUUUUGUGACCAUGUUCAACCCCCUUUCUACGGUAUUAGUGGCAGCUCUAGCAUACUUUGUUUUUGGUGAACAGCUUUACACUGGAAGCAUACUAGGUGCAGCUAUUGUCAUCUUUGGUUUGUAUUUGCUAUUAUGGGGCAAAGAAGGUGAUCAGGAAGCUCACAUCAAAACAGAAGGGAAUUCUUAUUCUUCCACAUACGACGAGAACAACCCCAAACUACAGAAAACCACUUCAACUGAAAGGGAGAUACCACAAGGUGAACCAUAAAGAAAAAUCAUUUCUCUGACAAGCGAAGGGAUGUCAUACUGAAGAAGAUGAAUAGAAGCAGCGGGCAUAGUCAAAAUAAGAGUUUUAGUAGUUUUGGGCAAUUUCAAUAUACUUCCAUUAUUCAUAUAGUGGGGAAGCUGUGUUAAGCUUUGUUGCUCUACGUAAGCGAUAUUUGAAAUGAAAUUUUAAUCUCAAUAUAUUUGUCUCUCAAAAGACAAGAAGUUUGACUUCA